Messenger RNA from Phymastichus coffea, 7353 nucleotides. RefSeq lists its product as uncharacterized. NCBI's taxonomy places the organism in Eukaryota, Metazoa, Arthropoda, Insecta, Hymenoptera, Eulophidae. The transcript is spliced from 11 exons. The coding region runs from base 71 to 2509 and encodes 812 amino acids. The record is from RefSeq and is a predicted model, not a curated record.
CGAUGAUGAGGGGUUUCGGCUAGUGUUUGCCAAUCCCCCUUUCUUCCCCAUCGCUCGAGAGCGAGGAAAGAUGCCGUCCUCGAGCUUGUCACGUGCACUGCUGCUGCUUCUGAUAAUCGCGGCGGCACACGGACGCGCCUACAGUGCGCGCACCACAGAAUGUGCGUUUCCAUCGCGAUGGGAAGGCACGUGGUUCCAGAGUGGCGUCCGCCAAUCGAUUAACAUAGAAAAGAACGUACUUUCGAGUAAAGGAACUUGUUUACACAACGAAGGCGACAAAUUUCUAAUGGUGGAUGAGAAAAACUGCUACCGUUGCGUUGUAAUCCACGAGAAACACGCCAAUGUCCUUCAGUACAAAGAAACCUACUGCCACGGGCGUAACAGUCUGUCGUCGCUGUGCUCCUACAUAACCGGCGACGCCCUUCUCUACUCGAUGUUUCGCGAGGAGGCCAAUCCUGUACCCUGCCCGUUUCAUGGACCCAUGACCUUCACUUACAAUCGAGGACAUGGCAGGUGUGCUGUGCCACAAAGUAACGUCGACACCUGCACCGACGAGAGUAGAUUGCUCUUUAGGUAUCAGGCUUGUCCUGAUGUCCCUGCUUCCGAGAGUACUGUCGAGGAGUUGGAGUGUCUAGCGACGUGGAAGGAAGGUAGCAAUCGUUAUCUCGUCGGCCGACUACAUAACGGCCACUCGUUGAGUAACGAGGAUCGCUAUCGUUGCUUCGUCUACGAGCGAGGCGGUCAGACAGUUACCAGUCUCAAUCGAGCUUCCGCCGCGGCACUUGGUAUCGCCACUGUACAUGAAGUUGUCGCCGGACCCGUGCCCGAGGGUAGUCCUGAGAUCUACAAGGUCGCGCAGAGUGGUGACGCUACGUGUAAUGGAUUGUUUAGUCCGUUGGAGGGUUCGAGGACUAUGACUCUUACCAAAGCAUCGUCGCCAGGCAAGUGUUGGUUCCCAUCCUGGCUGACGGGUAAAACCAGCCUCACUUGGCACACCUUGGACAUGAGCCGCUCUUACACCUUCCACACGAGCAACGCGUCGCUGCACACCGUCAGAUCCAACGGCAGUGAGAGGAGCUCAUCCGAGGUCACUGACUUUUUCAAUUUGCCCGGCCAAGAGGAACAUAACGUCAAGAUACUUUGUAAUAGCGUCAAAGUUGCCGAUGUCGAGCAGAAUGUCUUUAUGAUCGUCGCGCAUUAUACCGUUGGAUGCGACAGCGGCUACAUGUGCAUGGCCUACUACAAGAGGGACGGACACGUGGUGGAGCUGCAGACUGGGGCAAAAGUAUCGAGAGCCGAGGAGGCUUGCAGCGCGCCACAUUACCAGCAGCACAGCGUACCUUUCGUCACUUUAGUCACGAGUUCACCAGAGCCACGCCAAUGCCCAUAUCUGGGUAAAUUCACGGUUACUGGAGUGAACGAAGAAUCGUCGUCGUCGUCGUCGUCGUCGUCGUCGUCUUCGUCUUCGAGCCACGCCCAGAAGAAAACUACCGCUUCGCGUAAGUCGCGAGUGAGACACGGCCAGGAACGUAAACUGGAGUUCGAGGUUGAGAAACGCCGUGGUAACAACCAGUAUCUCGUGCACGAGCAGCAGCGGCGCCGGGCACGAUCAAUCGUCAAUGGUGGUGUCGUCGUGGUCGAGGAUCGUCUGAUCGAAGAGGAGCUCUGGACAAGACGACUUGCCGAUCGCAAGGCCCUCGAGGACCAUACACGAGCGCUGUUCAAGAAUAAGCAUCGUUCGACACGAUCGACAGAUGCUGACGAAUCCGAAAAUAUAAGCCAUCGAAUUUACCCACCAAUCGAAGCUUCAGUGGAAAUUCAAAGUCUCGACUCGCAGGACGUGGAGUAUUUCAGCGAGUACAUCGAUGAAGAUCUACCGCGAAAGAAACGUUCGUCAUACCCGACGUUCCUCUGGAAAUUGGAUUUAAUUCAUUUGCAACACGAAGUCGACGAAGAGUCGACGACAGAACGACACAACAAACGACGACGGAAACGCGAGGAAGUCGAGUCACGUCAAUGUAGCAGUGACAUAACAACCCUAACAGUUGGCUGCUCGACUGCCGAUCGAAUGGAAUUUCAAAGCGAUUGCGUCGACGAGGACUUUGUCACUGCGUACUCGUGCCAUGGGCGUUGGUUCGACGCCGAAGGUACGCAAUUCGUGAUAGCGACGCCUUUGGCACGUACACGUCCAAGCUGGUCUUCUUCGUCAUCCUCGUCGUCUUCGUCGUCGUCUACAUCGUCGUCGUCGUCGGGCGGGCCCGAGGCAGCACGAGCUCAACCAUAUCGUAACACGCGACGAUUAUGCUUUAUGUAUCGAGAGAACGGCGGUGUCGUUAGUCUUACUGCCAGUCCUGUCGCUUGCCAACGCGGUGUGCCACCGCCACCUCCACUGCUGGCUUUCAAUGCCACGAGCAUCGGCCAGUGCAUGGACGGCGCAACCAGUCUGAGCAACACUUCGUUGAGCUUGAUCCCGACGCUUCUGUUGCUGCUGUUGGGCAUGUUCAGGUGAUUCUAAGUGCGACGCGAGGACAGCAUACCUUUGACGACAAGCAAUGCAUUUCUAAAAAGAAGCAAACAGCGUUACACAGCCACAAUGCACACCUUCUUCCUCUGUUCCAUUCGUUCUGUAGGCAGUUUCUUUUCUUUUUCGCGAGGUAAAUAAUUAUGGGUUAGACCAUAUCAGCGAGUGAAAGAAAACGCGCGAGAGAGAAAAUAAAAAGAUAAAAAGAACAAAAAAAAAGAUGGAGGGGGGGGGGACGAGCGUUUGUGAGUGCGGGCGACUUGAUUUAUUAUGUAAGCUUUAGGCCGAUGAGUUAUGCCCUUAAUCUGCGCGCGGCUACGCGUUAAGAGUGUGUAUAUGCUAUAGCAUGUGCGUGUGCGACUGACUAGGGAGGAAUAUAUAUACACAGCAUGAAGCAAAAUUGCGAUAUUAAGCAGCAAAGUGAUCCAACGCAAUACUCGUUUUCUUUUUUCUUUUCUCGUAUAGAGUAUAAGUUUUUUACGACGACAAUGGGGUUGUUAGGAUUUUCCUUACUUGGCUGAUAAACUCUCCUUCUGAUAGACACUUGUGAGAAUGUUUCGCGUCAUAUUUAAAUUUCUAGUCAUUUUCUCAGCGUUACGAAAGAUAAUGCAAGCGCGUAACGAGAUAGCUCCAAAGAAAAUAUUGGAAAUGCGAUUCGCCGCUUUCAAGGUUCUGAAUUAAUCAACUUUGGAGACAACAGAAAAAUUCCAGCGUCAGCAAUAUUGCGAGAGAGCACGUCAGCGGCAAUGCAAAGUGAACAUCACAAAAGAAUUAAUUGUUACGCUAAAAAAAAACAAAAAAAAAACCGCAGAAUUAUCGGAAACUUUUGUCAUGGAAAUCAAUCGCGAUAAGCGAUGCAAAAUCACCAAUUACUCGACAUUUCUCUGCGCGCUGAAAAUAAUUCCCUCUUCUCGAGCUUCUCUCAAAGUGUCUAUUAGAUUUCUCCUCUUUCUCUCGAACGGAAGGACGAAGAAUACGGGAAAAGACGACGAGAAGAAGAAAAAAAAUUUCCUUUCAUCUGACGACGACAAUGGGCGCGAUAUGUAAAUUGCUGUAACUGUGAUUAAUUCGAAGGAGAGCCGCUCGAUCCUUCUCUCUCGCGAUAUUCGCUUCGCUAAAAAACAAAAAAAAAAACAAAAAAAUAACGAGUGAGGAGCUAUAAAGCUAAGACGCAAUCAGAAAAGCAAGCAAUAAGCAAUAAGAAGAGAGUUUUUUUCGGACGCUUGAGUGUAUAUGAUGAUUUGUACAUUGUCCCGAAAUUGGAUGUAUAAAAGCGUAAGGACUAUUUAUUCUGUACGAGUAAUGACGUGGCUAGAAAAAGAAUAAAAUCGGUUCUUCUCAGCAGAUGACCGAGAGUCCAGAUUGUAUCUAACGCAGAGAUCUAUAUAUUGUAUCAUUGACAUUGUAAUGUAAGUAUCUUUGUAAUAAUUGAUAAGCGUGUAGAGUUUUCAAAUUACUUCUUUUUACACGGGAAGAAAGAAAACAAACAAUAGCGUCUAUAAAAAACAAUUUAGAGGAAAAACCAAGUAAUCAUGCGCGUUGAAAAGAAUAAAUUCCUGGCAACGAUUGGGAAUUGUUGUAAAGAUUUUUUGUACCAGAAAGCAAUCGCCACUAUAUAUAAUUAAACAUGAAGAAACACACUCACUUGCGUAUACCAACAAACACACGUACACACACACCUUCAUCUAAGGCCAAUCAAUUCUUAGGCGAGCCACUGUUUAAUCACUGCAUCGAUUCCUUCACGACUUUCAUCUUCACGCUCGGAGCUUUUUUUGAGUUUUAACGCGCUUUCGAGAUUGUUUUCAUUUGUUUCUUUAAUAUAUUUAUUGCUUCUUCGUUUUUCAAUCAGAGGAUCUAAAAAAAAAUUGGUUUUAGUACUAUUACGUAUGACAAAGCGUUUCUAGUCAUUACAGAAAUAACAUUGAUAAUAACGCUUCGUUACGAUAAUAAUACUAAGGAAAAGGAAAUCAUAGCUUGCCAUCAAAGCGAACACGGCAACGAGAAAAAAAUACCAAUCCCUUUGGACAAAGGGAUGCUGCUAAGAUGUGAGUAACAAGCAAGAAAGACGUCUGAAAAUAUAUAAGCCAAAUUAGUUUGAAUCGUCUCACGACGGAAUAUCAGGGUCAACGAUUCUUUUUUCCCCAUUCAUUGAUUCGACAAUGUACACUGGUAAUUUGAGCAUUCGUGUUUCAGGAAAUUUUGUAAUCUUGUAAGCUUACUUUGAUAAUCUAGGGAUAUAUAACUAGUUAAUCUGCUAACGAAUGACUAUGCGAAUAAUUAUUUUUAAGAGGCGAAUUAAUAAGUUGCGACGUUUGAUAAGUUUAAAACAAAUUUUUUCAAAAUUGUUGACUAAUUAUAAGCUAGUUUUUUACGUUAUUAGACGAGUUUCUACUCAAAAGUGAAAUUAAUUUUUCUUUACGUACGUCAUAUGAUCACACCGAUCUAAGUCAUAAUUGGAUAAAUGCCCCACUAAAUUGGCUGACGUCAAAACAGAUUGCCCAUGAUUAAUUAACUAGCAUUUUCGAUAAAGCAAAAUCAUAAUUUAGCGCGGCGUUGCGAAUAAAAUUAACUGCAAUGAUUUGCUAAUUUAGCAAUCAAAGAACGCAAACUUCGUGCGUUGCAGAGAAAACCGGCGUGAGCCACACAAAAGCAUCUCACUGCCGUGCGAGGCUGACAAAACUUCAUUAGCAGCAGCAUUGGCCGGCGAUAAUCAAGGGCACAUUGCCAAAACUCGAUAUAUAUGAUCGAGCAAGCGAGCUAAUGAGAUCGAUACAAUGGAAAGGAUGUGAAACUGGUUUUAUGCGUUUUGCAGAGAGAGAGAGAGAAAGAGAGAAUAUACUGCAUAUCCUGUCGAACGUCGAGUGGUCGGAGAGGGAGAGAACGAAUCGUGUUCGAUCAUCCCCCACGCGCGCGAUAUGGGCCACUUUAGCUCGACGUCGAGGGUUCGUUUGAUGAGUAUACGAAUUUUGAUGUUCGUUGGAACGAUUGAAUGGACAGAUAUAGUUCAAGCGUUUAUUGCAGAUUUUUUCCCAAUUAAAAAUGUCGAAUAUUCAAUACCGUUGUUCAAACAACAUUUAUUUUACUUCUUGGUCGUAAAUAAUUCCAUUACUCAAUAAACUUUCGAUAGAAAGAGAGAGGGAGCUUAAAGUAUUUGCUACUAUCUAAACGAAGAUAAGCAAAAACAAACGGUGUACUCCAACAUUUAAUCAAAAUCAAACGUAUCGCAAAUAACAGCCAAGCUCUGUAGCUAAGAUAAAUCAAUCGUUUCACUAACAUCGACUCUGCAGUGAGAUAAAAGAAAAGGAAGAAGAAAACAAAUUCAAAGCCAAACUCGCGCCUAAAUAUAAAGGUCGUUCGCGCUCGUGACUCCUUUUUUGCGGAGUUGAAACUCCGUUCGCAAUUUUCUAAAUCACCAUGUCGCAUUAAUCAUAAUUCCGACGGCCACGAGGCCGCGCACGCGUCAUAAAUGAGACUGUAGCGUUUAUUUUGCUCUCCCGCGUAACGUCGUUAGCUGAAUGUUGUUUUUGAAAAAGGCUGAAAAUCACCAAUGAUGGAGAUGCCGCGAUACCGUUACGAAAGAGACUCGUCUUCCCUCAACCGGCUACUGCGUUCUCGAUUGGACAUUACUCAAUGUAGAUCGAGCAGAUUGUUCGCGUGCGAAAGAAACGCUGUACAUUUACGGCAUCUUGCAACUAUACCGUGACAUUUCCGCUGAAUACCACGUCGUUUUGCGAUGACAAGCUGAUAAGCUACACGUUUUAACCCGAUAACUGCGGAUUGUUGACGCUUUUAUUGAGAGAUUAAUUUUCAAGUUUUUGAAAACCAAAUUCGAGAUGCUUGAAUUUUCAAUUCGAGUCACGUACAUCACGUACAGGAAAGACAAAAUUAGCCGUUUUGCGAGCACAGCUUUUGUCAAACAUGAAUCGGAAAAUUUCUCGGCUUCUUCCUGCCUUUAGUUAUUUUGCUUUGCAAUAACGGCAUAAUUGAAAAUAAUGUAAAUGAUAAUACUAGGACAGAAUUAUUUUAAAAGACAUUAGAACUUUAAGUCUGCUGUUACAUAACAGGAAAGUAAAUACUUAUCAAGAAAGGUGAAAAGAUCAACAAGUACGUUAGAUAAUAUCUAAUGAAAAUUUCCUUUUUUAGAUCUUCGUCUAAAAAUUAAUCUUCUAAAUGCGGUAUAAUAUAAAAAAAUGUAAUACCGUAGCAAGCGAUUACCUACACAUAUAUUUUUUGUAAACUCCCCCCUCAUGUUCCAAAAUUUACAACCAACAGUAGGUCUUUUAUUAUCAGGAAGCACUUGGGAGGUUACGUAAGUGCAGCUUCAUGCUCUUUACGUGCCUGUAUAAACGUGUCUCCUUGAGUCAUUUUUAGUUAUGAACUUGUUACGUCCAGUGAAAGAGAAAACUCCACCUCUAUUUCCAUGAAGAUUUUAUCACGUAGUGCGCUACAUCAUCCCCACAGCGAUUACACCCCCCCCCCCCCCAUCUCGAAAAAAGAGAAUUAUUCAAAUGACCCGCCAAGGAAAAUUAACGAUCCGACAUUAUUUAAUUUUCAAGCGCGAAGAUGAAAGUUACAGAAGCAGUCCGCGGGUAGAGGUGAGGAAAGAUUUUGUAAAGUAAAAUAGUCCGUUUGUACGAUAGGAUUUUGCCUGCUGAUUUAAUAGCGACCGGGCGAAAAAGCAACGUAGUGAGAGUAUAUUAUUAUGAAAAAAAACAUCGAACAAAAAAAAAUCAAGACUCUCGUAUGUAAAAAGCAAUAUAGUUGUGCGUGCGUGUGCAUGGUUAACUUUUACGUGUGUACAGAGCGAUGGACGAAUGCGAUUGUGUGCGAGC